AUGUCCCAUGAAACAUUCGAAGCACCCAGCUGGUCGGACGAAAUUACCAUCAACGGGAACGUCCGAGCUGCGGAGGCAGCACGCUUGGCCUAUCACCUCUGCAGACAUCGCUAUCAGGUUGUCAUUGUUCAGCUGAUGCGGUGGUGGUCGCGCAAGGGUAGAAGGGUUCCAGUGGCAUCCAGUGGUGUGGUUGGCCACGUCGCUGCGUUUGCUCUUGCGGUGCCUGCGGUGCCCCAGAUUUUGAGCAUGCCCGACCCGUGGGAACGUGAUGUGCUGCGAAGCCAGCCGUGUACCGCCGUCGACGUGCUGGGUGGCGAAGUCAGAUGA
This is a messenger RNA of Symbiodinium sp. CCMP2456, 327 nucleotides long. Lineage: Eukaryota; Dinophyceae; Suessiales; Symbiodiniaceae. The record is from the annotation of a GenBank genome assembly.